GUUAACGCGAACAAACCGACCCUGAUGCCGGGACGAGUGGCUUUCAGCUCAAUCAAUAAAUAAUGAUUAUCGAUGAUUUAUAACGUUAUUGUUGGUACUGUUACCGUAGACUAACAUUAGCCUAUCCCGGUUAGUCACGUUAGGUCUGCAAUGUAAAGAAAUUACAUAAUUUAGCAUUAAAGUUGGAGUAGGCGCUAAUUAAGCUACAUUUUUAGUAUCGUUACUUAUGAAAAACAUCUGAAACCCAGUUUAGCCUCCCAGUCGAAUGAAAACAACCCAAUUUCCUGCUUGCAACAACUUGGAUAUCGGAUUAUUUUGGGCAAGGAGUCAUUACUGCAGAUGACAAAGAUGAGGCAAACGGCUAACGGAGAGCUCAGACAAAAGACUCCUGACGCUCAUGGAGAGACUCCCACAAUAUCAGAAAUGAACUUUGCGCCUGCGGCUUUCAACCUGAACCAGAGCAGUGCUGUUUGUCUCCCCCUGGUCUCUGAGAGUCGAAGGCUUAUAUGGGUGAACUCAAACCAGAUCAACCUACAGCUGGACGGUGCAGCAGAGCUGGACAAAGCCUUCGACAGGUUUCCAUACCUGACACAGAAACAGACAGCAGAGCUGGCGCAGCGCUGCUCCCUGCACCCAGACCAGGUGAAGGUGUGGUUCAUGCUUCAAAGGCUCCGCUACGGCAUCAGCUGGGACUAUAAAGACAUCCGCGAGGUCCGGGCAAAGUUCAAAAGAAGGAAGGAAGAGCAGCAAGAGGUAGAUGAGGAUAGAAGAGAGAAGGAGAAACAGGAGACAGAGAUGAAAGAGUCUGGUGGGAAUAAGGCAGGAGAUGUUAGGGAGGAAGACGUGUGCGCUAAUGAGCGAGAAAUGAAGCAACAACUGAAGAGAGAGAAGGACAGAAAGGUAGAAAAAGUAGAGGAAGACAAAAAGAAUACGCAGAAAAAGCGAAAAAAGAUGACGGUGACAGACAACAUGGGAAAAAAGGGAACAAAGCAACAAGAGGAGGGAGCAGGAGGAGUAGAAAUAAUAAAUGUUAGUGUGACCCCUGCCAACAGCGGCUUUGAGGGGAAACCAGAAAUGGAAGCUCGGCCGGGCGGAGAACUGCACGCAGAGUCAACAAAUUACGACUUUGCCGUCACUGAUGUUGUCAAACUGAAGCACAUAAUAAACAAUAACCAAUCACCCAGAGGAUCCACCCACAGCCCGGACAUCCCCAAAAAGCAGAAGGUCUCUAAAGAACCAUAUACACUCCCCACUCCUCGGAUCCGCUGGCGAACAAAAACACAGACUCAGCUGGUGAUGAUGAAGGAGGCUUUCUCGCACUGCCAGUAUCCAGACAGCGAGCACUACGACUUGCUGGCAACAAGGAUUGGCGUCCCCCGCUACGUGUUGGUUCAGUGGUUUGGCGACAUGCGCUAUUACAUCAAAAGAGGAAAGCCGGGCUGGCUGAACGAGGAGCAGCACAGUAAGGCGUUGGCCAACAUCAAGUACCGGCAAUUCCUGAAAGCGCUGGCAAAGGAGCAGUCGAGUGAGGGUGAGCAAAAAGCAACCAUGAAGAUGAAGCUGGAGGGUGGCAAAAGCUACGGUGACGGCGAAAUGAUGCAGGUGCCUUCAGAGUAGAAAUGAUGUCACAGCUUCUGUACCAAAAAUCCCACAAAAGGGAACAAAGAUGAAUCAUCUCCUAACAUUCGGAAACAUGUAUCAGACACAGUUUUAUGAUUUAUAAUUUGUGCAUUAUUGGUGAAUUAGGUCAAGCUGUUUGUUAUGCAGUUCUUCUUGUGAAUUUGCAUGUUCUGUCAAACAGAAAGUGUUGUUGUUGUAGUGUUAUUGUGAUUAUUUAAUAUGUUUACAUGACCGUGCAGUAUUUUCUGAACAUACUCAUUUGCAAUCCAGAAUAAUUUUUAAUCAUUUUUGCACACAGUUACAUAAAAGAGGGACAACUGUGCUGUGCAGACUUUUUUUUUGUUAUUCAAGUAAAACACUUUCAUUGCUUUGUUGUUUAA
This is a messenger RNA of Thunnus maccoyii (southern bluefin tuna), 2000 nucleotides long. RefSeq names its product homeobox and leucine zipper encoding b (gene homezb). Gene Ontology annotation, molecular function: DNA binding; DNA-binding transcription factor activity, RNA polymerase II-specific. Lineage: Eukaryota; Metazoa; Chordata; Actinopteri; Scombriformes; Scombridae. Gene Ontology annotation, cellular component: nucleus. The transcript has 2 exons. Gene Ontology annotation, biological process: regulation of transcription by RNA polymerase II. Bases 340 to 1617 code for a protein of 425 amino acids. The record is from RefSeq and is a predicted model, not a curated record.